AUUUCUCAUAUUAAAUUAUACAACACACCAUAGUUGUACCUUACUUCUUAUCCUAUCUUGUUACUACUCCCUAAGUUGUCGCAAUUUAAUGACGUGAUUCACAAUCGUAGCUCAGUGAUUGCUUAUGAUUAAUUUCCAUUCAAAUAGGCUUCUUACUUACUCUGUUCUUCUUCUUAAACGAAAUGAGUUCAUCGUCACUGGACAAGCAGAGCUUAAAGGAUGAGGAACAAUCUGAGACCUCCUCUCUCAGCAACAACCACAUUUUCCAGCAACCAGAAAUAGCACAGUAUUGGUCAAAGAUUUAUGAGAAUGCAAAAUAUGAGAAUAGACAUAGGUUUGAUCCAGAGUUCACUUGGACGCCAGAGGAGGAGAAAAAAGUCUUACGUAAAACUGACUUGAAGAUCUUGGUAUUCUGUAUAGCUAUGUUCUUCUCACUCGAUCUCAUACGACAAAACUUAAAGAGAGCUGUCUCCGACAACCUGUUAUCUGAACUUGGUAUGGACCAAAAUGACUACAACAACGGUAACACGAUCUUCUUCCUUACUUUCUUGGCCAUGGAGUUACCUUCUGGUUUGAUUAGCAAGAAAGUGGGUGCUGAUAAAUGGGUACCUGCACAAAUCAUCGCUUGGUCAAUAGUAAACGCAGCUCAAGUGGGUAUGAAUAACAGAACCGGAUUUUACGUUCUGAGAGCUAUGCUUGGUAUUUGUCAAGGUGGAUUUAUUCCUGACGUGUUGCUUUACUUGUCGUAUUUUUACACCUCCGCUGAAUUAAACAUAAGAGUUGGAUGGUGGUAUACAGUUUUGGGAUUCUCUCAAGUUAUUGGUACACUUCUAGCAGCUGGAUUCAUCGAAUUGAGAGGUCUGCAUGGACUAUCUGGAUGGAAAUAUUUAUUUGCAUUCGAAUCUCUGAUCACUGGUGUAAUAGGCAUCCUUUCAAUUUUCUUGAUGCCUUCAGGACCUACGCAAACGGCUGGUAUACUUAGAGGCAAGAAAGGUUACUUCACUGAACGCGAGGAGAAGAUCAUAGUCAACAAGAUUCUUCGAGACACGCCAAACAAAGGAGACCUUAACAACAGAGAUGGUAUUAAUUGGUCAAAUUUCGUUAAGGCGAUAACAGAUUACGAUUUAUGGCCAAUUUAUAUACUUGGAUUAGUUGUUUAUAUACCUUACCAACCAUCACAAAAUUAUAUCACACUUAUUCUCAAACAACUCGGAUUUUCAACUUUCGAAAGCAACGUCCUACUCAUACCUUAUCAAGUUCUUUUCGCAAUAUUCUGUGUUUUAGUUAGUUGGCUUUCAAAGCGAGUCAAGGAACAUGGUUUUGUUUCUACAAUUGCGAACGUAUGGACAUUACCACCACUCGUUGCUCUUUUCUGCUUGCCGCAAGUACAAUCAAAUUACUACAAUUGGGUUAGAUAUGCUCUCAAUAUGCUCAUCUCAUCUUUCCCAUACAUUCACCCACAGAUGAUCGCAUGGCUAAGUGAGAAUAGUAAAUCAGUUGGUAGUCGAGCAGUUAGUCUCUGUAUAUACAACAUGACAUACCAGAUUGGUAGUAUAGGAGCUACAAGAAUAUAUACAGACGCCGACAAACCAUAUUAUGAGAAAGGUACUGCUGCACUUAUUGGUAUUUGUUCGGUAUCAAUAUUACUUCCAGUUCUAGCAAAAGCAUAUUAUAUCGCAAGGAACAGAUAUAAGCUCAGAGAGUGGAACAAAAUGACGCCUGAGCAACAGUUGGAAUAUAGUAUCACGACAACAGACAUUGGAUCAAAGAGAUUGGAUAUGCUCUUUACACACUAA
Molecule: messenger RNA, 1796 nt
Organism: Wallemia mellicola CBS 633.66
Lineage: Eukaryota; Fungi; Basidiomycota; Wallemiomycetes; Wallemiales; Wallemiaceae
Product: MFS general substrate transporter
Exons: 2
Coding region: 183-1796 (537 amino acids)
Biological process (GO): transmembrane transport
Cellular component (GO): membrane
Molecular function (GO): transmembrane transporter activity
Source: RefSeq, a predicted model, not a curated record